This is a messenger RNA of Adineta steineri, 783 nucleotides long. Lineage: Eukaryota; Metazoa; Rotifera; Eurotatoria; Adinetida; Adinetidae. The record is from the annotation of a GenBank genome assembly.
AUGGUAGGAUUUUUAAUGAACAAUGUAAAAAAAGUUAGCGAUAAGGAACUAGUAUCACCAACUAAGGAGGAUACCAUUAUAACAAUCAAAGGUGAACAAGACGAUGAAUCAAUAUCUGAAUUAGAAGAUGUUGACCGUCAAGGAUCAUCAAUUUUAUUUGUUUCUGUCAUCAUAUUACUCGUCAUUACAUGUUUGACGAUUAGUAUUUGGUUUUCAUCGGAGUUUAUUAGUGAAAUAAAUCAUAAAUGGCAUUGCACUUGUCAAACACAAAAUCGAUCAGUGAAUAAAGAUCUUAGUAAUCAAGUCUUUUCUCAUCAUGAUGCUUUAUUCGCAGUUAAUCGUGGAAAGAAACCGAUUGCAUCCACUUCAAUACCAUUGAACAUUAUACAAUCUGAAGGUCAACAACAAGUCAUUAUUGAUCCAGAGGAAAUUAUAGAAAUAACUGAAACACCACGAUUAAGUUGGACAAGUACAGUUCGUAUUAUCAAUAAUUUUGAGCAUAAUAUUACUAUUAUACGUAAUUAUGAUUUAUCGAAAUGUUUUAUUAUCUCAUUUGCUCUUCAACAUAUACCAGAAACAUCGAAUAUGUAUCAGAAAAUUUUCAAUUCUUUAUUUGGAUCAUUUACGUUUAAUAGUAAUAUUAUAUCAAAAGCAAUAAAACUUCGAAUAAUACCAUUAACUGAAAAUGAAAUAGCUCAAUAUGGUUCUGAAGUUAUUACUACAUGCCCUAUUGGAAUCCAAGCAUUCCGUGUUGUUCCAAAAAUAAAUGAAUCAUUCUUAUAA